Messenger RNA from Dalotia coriaria, 1193 nucleotides. Its product is annotated as dnaJ homolog subfamily C member 8. Gene Ontology annotation, cellular component: nucleus. The record is from RefSeq and is a predicted model, not a curated record. Lineage: Eukaryota; Metazoa; Arthropoda; Insecta; Coleoptera; Staphylinidae. The coding region runs from base 117 to 857 and encodes 246 amino acids. The transcript is spliced from 4 exons.
UUUCAGAUAACUUCAAUGUCGUUUACGAUAUGUAGGUUAUUAUUAUCGAGAGAACAGAGUAAAUUGCCAUAAAAUAAAUAUCUUAUCACUCUCAACGUUGUUAUUUACCAACAAUCAUGACUGAGAAGGAGGAGGAAUUCUCUGAGUACUAUUCAGAGGUAAAAGCAAUUGAAAAAAGAGACUCAGUACUGACGUCCAAACAACAAAUUGAUCGUUUAUUACGGCCUGGUUCUACAUACUUUAAUCUGAACCCCUUCGAAGUAUUGCAAGUUGACCCAGACACACCAGUUGAACAAAUUAAGAAAACAUAUCGAAAAUACUCUAUAUUGGUGCAUCCUGAUAAGAAUCAGGAUGAUGCAGACCGAGCACAGCAAGCUUUUGAAAUUCUGAAUAAAGCAUGGAAAACAUUGGAGAGUGAUGAAACUAGAAAAAAGUGUCUUGAUGUUAUUGAGGAAGCCAAAGGCCGAACAGACAUAAUGCUUGCAGAGAAACGCAAAAAAGCCAAAAAAGAAGGCAAAGAUGGCGCCGUGCCAGAAGACGACCCAGAAAAAUAUAAACAUGCCGUUUAUGUUCUUACAAUGAAACUUUUUGCAGAUAUGGAGAGGAAAAGGCGCGAUCUAGCUGACCGAGCACAAGAGGAAAGAAAACGCAAACGCGAAUCGGAAAUCGAAGAAGAGGAGCAACAGAAAGCUCAGAAAGAGUGGCAGAAGAAUUUUGAGGAAUCUCGACAAAAUCGUGUCGAUAGCUGGCAGACGUUUCAAGCUGGUGGAUCAGCGAAAAAGAAAGAUAAAAAGGAGAAGACGAAUAAAAAGAUAAAAAUGUUUAAACCGCCCAAGAACAAACCUGAGACGCGAUAAACGGCAAUUAAAUAAUCUAAGUGCUAAUUUAAUGUUUUCUGCGUGUUAAACGUGUUAAACUAAACGAACGCGAGCGCGUGACUUGAUGGUAUUAAUAAUCCCAUAGCAAACUAGCUCCAUCCACCGAUGUUAGCCCAGCCCUGAAGCCACAGAAUAGCAUAUUUAUUUAUAUUAAUUUUCUUCAUUCUGCGUGUGAAACGUUCAGCAUCAUAAUCACAAAUGAUCAUAAUGACGCUUGGAAGUUGUCGAGAAUACAUAAACAAAAAAAUUAAUGUUGAACAGUGUUGAUAAUGAUGGUGACAAACAAAUUUAAAAAUAUAUGUUUUUUAUUAAUCA